AUGCGUCCUGUUAAGAUAGGUGUUCCUCAAGGAAGUAUUCUUGGCCCCCUUCUUUUUAUUCUAUUUAUCAAUGAUCUCCCUUCUCAACUUUCGCACUCAGAAUCCACAAUGUUUGCAGAUGAUACCACUGUUCUAACAGAAGGUUCUUCCAUUCAUGAUUUAAAUGUGAAACUUAACCUUGUUGCUAAAGAUCUCUCAACAUGGACUCAACAAAACCGAAUGGUGACCAAUACAUUGAAAACCAAGUCCAUGCUCAUUCAUUCUCCCCAACAACUUAAGAAUAGUUCAGACCGUUCUCUAUCAGUUACUCUUAAUGGCAACAUACUUGCACAGGUGAAGCAAGCAAAAGUGUUGGGUUUAACACUUGACGAGUUUUUAAUUUGGACCAAGCAUAUUGACAACUUGUGUUCAACAAUCAAUAGUAGACUUGCUUUAUUAUGCAGGAUUAAACCCUUUUUAGCUAAGGACUGUGCUCUUCGUUUUUAUAACUCCUGUAUUAAUUCAAGUCUUAUCUACUGCUCGGUAACUUUGGGAAACUGCUCAAAAACACUUUUACUUUGCAUUCUUCGACUGCAAAAGCGUGCAGCACAUAUUAUUCUACACGCUGACUUUUCUACUCCUUCUGUUCUUUUUUCCCAGAUUCGAAUAAUCCCAAUCUUUGAUCUUGUUAAAUUUAGGAAGCUUCUCUUACUAAUUAACAUUCUCACAAAUCCCAGUGCUCCAUCUUCAUUUAAGCAAAUGUUUAAAUUCUUAUCUUCUGUUGGACAAGGGGCUAUAUGACCUUUCAACCCCUUCCCAUGUACUGACUCUGGUAAACAAACAUUUCUGUACCAUGCUUCCAUUCUUUUUAAUUGCUUAGAUAGCGAUUGUAAGCAAUUUGCUGCUUUGCCAUCUUGCUCUUCAUAUACUAACGCCAAACAAAAAAUUCAUAAAAUCUUUCUUAUACUAAGCAUAUCGAAGAUCUAUUUUGUAUAAAUUGUAAAUAUUUACUAAAUUGUAAUUGUAUUCAUUACUAAUUAUUUUUUUUCCUCAAAUGUAAAUAGUCGUAAUCUUCAAUACUUUUUAUGCCUGUAAAUAUCAAAAUAGUGCGAGGCCGUAUGUUAGAUACCUUUUACGGUUGAUACGUUUUCCCCCGUGAAAUAAAGUUUCUAUUCUAUUCUAUUCUAUAGGAUAUGUGUGGGUUUUAGUCAGUUACCAAAUGAAGAGCUAGACCAUCUCGUCAGAAAUUAUAUAGAUCACCAUGGAACAACAUCUGGACAGACAUAUCAUAGGCUACAUAAAAUCCCUAGGAUACCAUGUGCAGAAUGUCUAGCGAGGCUAGACCCACCAAAUACUGCGUUGAGGUGGGGUGUCACUGUCUCCCACAGGGUCUACAGUGUACCUUGGCGAAAUUCUCUUUGGCAAUUGGAUGGCCAUCAUUCACUCAUAAGAUGGAAACUGAUUAUUUAUUGGUGCAUCGACGGAUUCUCUAGAAGAAUAAUGUUUCUUAAAUGCAGUUCAAAUAACUUAACUGUGACUGUGUUAACAUUAUUUUUAGAAGCGAUUGAUAAUGACGGCGGCUUAUGGCCAUCGAGAAUUCGUGUAGACCGAGGUGUGGAAAACGUGUUAGUUUGUGAAGCUAUGGUAAUGACGAGAGGAGAAGAAAGGGGCAGUUUUAUUCCUGGUCCUUCCACACACAAUCAAAGGAUUGAGCGGCUCUGCAGGGAUGUAUAUAGAUGUCUCUGCCACAUGUAUUAUUACGUUUUUUAUGGCAUGGAAAUGUCUGGAAUUCUUAACCCAGAAGAUUCAAUGCAUCUGUUUGCUUUACAUCUUCCAAGCUUUGUAUCUUUCAAUAAUUAAUCAUGCCCUAGACAAAUACAAAGAGGCAUUUAACCAUCAUGCGGUUAGGACAGAGAAUAACUGGACUCCUUAUCAGAUGUGGCUCAAUGGUAUGAUGCAUGAAAGAAAUUCUCUUGCUCAUUUGCAGUUUGAUGAUAAUCCGGAUGAUGUUGAAUAUUACGGGUAUGAUCCCCAAGGUCCAUCACCCCUGGAAGACAACGGUGCUGUAGUAGUUCCAGAGGUGAUGUUAGAUAAUAAUGAAGAGAUAUAUGGUCAUUUGUCUUAG
Paramuricea clavata is the source of this 2104-nucleotide messenger RNA. NCBI's taxonomy places the organism in Eukaryota, Metazoa, Cnidaria, Anthozoa, Malacalcyonacea, Plexauridae. The record is from the annotation of a GenBank genome assembly.